This is a messenger RNA of Brassica napus (rape), 978 nucleotides long. RefSeq names its product ethylene-responsive transcription factor ERF018. NCBI's taxonomy places the organism in Eukaryota, Viridiplantae, Streptophyta, Magnoliopsida, Brassicales, Brassicaceae. The transcript has a single exon. The record is from RefSeq and is a predicted model, not a curated record. Gene Ontology annotation, biological process: regulation of DNA-templated transcription. Gene Ontology annotation, molecular function: DNA-binding transcription factor activity; DNA binding. The coding region runs from base 155 to 748 and encodes 197 amino acids.
CAUCGUUUAUAAAACCCACGCAGCCGCAAAUUCGAAUCAAAUCAGAUAACAGAAAUAACUGCAAACUAAAACGAAGAGAGAAAUUUAUAACCGAAACAGAGUCCAAAUCAAAAUCAAACCGAAUCGGUUGUGCACUUAUAUCUUCUUGUUCAAAAUGGUGAAGAAAGCGAUGAAGGAGGAGGAGGAAGAGAAUCGAAACUCAUCGAUGCAGUCAAAGUACAGAGGCGUGAGGAAGAGGAAAUGGGGGAAGUGGGUGUCGGAGAUCAGACUUCCACGCAGCAGAGAACGCAUCUGGUUAGGCUCUUACGACACUCCCGAGAAGGCGGCGCGUGCCUUCGACGCCGCUCAGUUUUGUCUCCGCGGCGGCGAUUCCGCAUUCAGUUUCCCCUAUAACCCACCGUCGAUCUCCGGCGGAAGGUCGUUGACGGCUCCGGAGAUCCGAGAAGCUGCUGCUCGGUUCGCCAACGCUCAGGACAAUAUCAUUAGUGUCCGGGGAGAAGAAUCGGGUUUGUCCGAAAUCCGACCGGAGUCUCCUUCAACCUCCGUGUCUGAAGUGGAUACAUCGUCGGCGACAACGCUGGAUUGCGAUCUGUCGUUAUUCGAUUUGCUUCCUGCAGACUUUGGGAUGUUUCCAGGGUUUGAUGACUUCUCCGACGGCUUCUCCGGUGAUGGAAUUACAGAGAUUUUAACCAUUGAAGAUUACGGAGAAGAGAUUUUGGAUGGAACUUUUUUUCUUUGGGACUUUUAAAUAUCCAAAGAAAAAAAAUUAUCGUAAAGAGCGCGUUGUGUGUUUCUUCGGGCCAGGAGUAAUCUGGAGAUUUUUUUGUAAGACGGAACUCCGACAACCCGGAAACUUGAUUCGUUUCGGAUCUGUAAUAUGAUGACGUGGAUGAUCAUUCUUUCAUACAUUCCUAUUUUUUAUUUUUUGUUAUUAAUUAAAAUAUUUGGAUAAAUAACAAAUUAAAUGUUUUUUUUUCA